Temnothorax curvispinosus is the source of this 1651-nucleotide messenger RNA. It is a transcript of the gene wbl, whose product is annotated as endoplasmic reticulum resident protein 29. The transcript has 3 exons. NCBI's taxonomy places the organism in Eukaryota, Metazoa, Arthropoda, Insecta, Hymenoptera, Formicidae. Bases 696 to 1472 code for a protein of 258 amino acids. Gene Ontology annotation, cellular component: endoplasmic reticulum; endoplasmic reticulum lumen. Gene Ontology annotation, biological process: protein secretion. The record is from RefSeq and is a predicted model, not a curated record.
AACACUUGUGGGUGUAUCAAUUUUAAUAUACAAUAAUCGACCGUCGAUUUCUCCAGACUCGUGAGGACCGUUGGCGUUUUCCCUAAGGUUCUUUCCCUUGAUCCCUAUAUUCUUGUUCAGUCAGUUCAGUGGCACAUGCGUAAAGUGUACGUACAUAUGUACAUACAUACAUGCGGUCACGUUGUCACGCGGCAAAUGCGAGUAGUGGGAGAACUGGAAAGGAAGGAGAACCUAGAGAAGAAACAGCUGACUUGAAUAAACUUUAGUCCAGACAGAAGAUGUUAUCGUUAGAGUAGAAAGGAUCGAUCGUAUAUGCAAAAAUAUAUAAGGACACGUAGGAGAUUUUCCAUUCCAUUCCUGUUUCUUGACGCACUUGAACUAGCGCGUUUGUAGUUUUCAUCGGACUCUCUCUGACUACGAUCGGGACAAACUGCGUGUGAGACGAAGCUCACGAAGCGGACGAAGCUUCAAGCCGGUUCGUUGAACUGACACCGGACCGGACCGGACACGUUGCUGCUUCACGUGUUAGGUGUUACACGCGCGCGUCACGCGUCACCCUUUUGCGAGUGUCACCCGCGGGUGUGCGAAAGUACGAGCACAAGUACGAGGAAGAUUAGACGACGACAAGAACGGAGUGGUUACGUGAUUACGUCGAGUUUCGAGUAGACGGAUGAAAAUCGAGUAGUCGCACACAAAUGUCGCGCGUCUUACCUAUCAUGAUUCGAUCGAAUCUCGUGCUCAUCCUCGUCCUGAUCGUCAUCGCUGCUUCGCAUUUUACCGUCGGUGAUGAUUGCAAAGGAUGCGUGCCCUUGGAUUCGUAUUCGUUCGACAAGGUUAUCCCGAGGUUUAAGGCAGCACUCGUUAAAUUCGAUGUCGCAUUUCCGUACGGUGGCAAGCACGAGCAAUACGCGACCGUAGCGGCCGAUACCAAAGAUUCGCAAGAUCUCCUGAUAGCCACAGUGGGCGUCAAGGACUUUGGCAAUAAGGAUAACUCCGACCUGGCGCAACGCUACAACAUUAAGAAGGACGACUUCCCGGUAGUUUUAUUAUUUGUACAGGGCAAAUCGACACCAAUCAGAUUCACUCCCGAGAGGGAUUCCGAUUUUACGGGCGAAUACUUGAAGCGAUUUAUCAGAUCCCGAUCGAGAGUAUACUUAGGCCUACCGGGAUGCGUGGAACGGUUGGAUAGGCUAGCCGAAGAAUUCAAAGCCGCGGGAGAGCAGGACAGGCAGGAAAUAUUGAAAAAGGCAAGAAUCUUUGAAGAGACUUUACCGGAAGAACAACGAGAGGCAGCAAAAAUUUACGUCAAGACUAUGGAGAAGAUCCUCGAGCGGGGAGACGUGUUUGUACAAACGGAAGAGACACGGGUACAGGGACUUCUUUAUAGAGGGAAACUGUCCGAUCAAAAGAAGCGUACGAUGGAAGAGAGACGAAACAUCUUGCAAUCUUUUUCAGCGAGGGAUGAGCUAUAGAUAGGCUCGAAUCUCGAUUUAUUAAUGAUAAUAAUAACUAACACGAAGUGUAACAUCUAGAGCAACCAAGUCGUUAUCGUUAGUCCGAGUGUGUCGCGCGUAUCUUGGAUGACUUGGAUUAUUUCAUCCGUCAAACAAGUUUUAUACAAGUGGCUAUAAAAACAGGACCCUACAAGGUA